ACAUCAUCCAGUCAUUUCUCUCACAUGCUCUGCUCCUUAAUGAUUUAAAAUGUAAAAUAUUUUUUUAUUCCAACCUAUAAGUUGAGGUAUCUGAGUUUUAUAUUUUUUUUUUCACUGGAUUAUCUCCAGAUCUUCUUUCCCAUCGGAAAGUAUUCUAGCACAAGCGAAAUUGAAUCUGUACACUUAUUGAGAGAGAAAUUGAGCUGUUUGUUUACUUUUCCCAUUUUGUUUGUUACCCUUUAAGGAUUACUUUUGAGUGGUGGCUCCAAGAUUGGAUCUUUUCAGUUGGGACUUCUUGAUUCAUCAUCCCAAGUUUUUUCUGGAACUUUUUAUUUAUUCACUAUUACAUUCUUUUCUGAAAGAUUUAGGUUUUUCUAACAAGUUAUUUGUAGCUUGAUUAAGACUGUAAUGGGUUGGCUACUGAUAUGAUUCUACAUAGGCUGAUUAGUUAUUUCUGACAAGUUAUUUCAUAAUCUUUCUGUUGUUUACUACUUUUCUUGCGUUGGUAUUCUAUCCUUUGACUUUGCCAUUGUUAAUGUGAUUUGUGGGUUAAUAUUGAAAUUUGGAUUAAGAUUGGCUACCAGAGUUGAUUUUCUUUUUCCUUUUGGUGUUUACAGUUGUUGCAAAGUAAGACGAUAACUGUUCUUUUUUAGGUUGGUUAGUUAGUGUUUUGGAUUUGAAGCAAAGAUUUAGGUGAUUUCUUGAAAAUAUUGAAAUUAUUUUUUCUAAUUCUGCUUUUUUUCCUAUAUAUAGUUGUUAAUGCUGAGCUAAGGGAAAUUGGGGUGGGGUUGGGGGUGGAGGAUAACAAGUAGCAGAAAUACUCAAGAUUUGACGCAAUCCUCAAACAUUUUUUAUGCUUUGUUCUGUUCAUGUAAGAUACAAUUGCAGAUGAACAUUGUUCGAAUAGUAUUAAAUUUUCGGUCAAUUUAAAAUUGACAACCAAGAUGGAAAAGAGGAAAUGGCCAUGGAAAAAGAAAUUGUCCGAGAAGAGUCCCGGAGAAAGCGAAAGCUCGGGAUCAUUUUCUUCGCAUUCUGAGAGAUACUCUGAUGAACAGGAAGUAUUGAGAGAACAACAACCUUUAAAUGACAAAUCAUCAUCCUCAGAAGUGACCUCUAAAGCUACAUCAUCAAUGGACGACGAAGUGAAUGAAACUGUCAAGAGCCUAACACAAAAGCUAUCUGCAGCUCUCGUUAACCUCAGCGUAAAAGAAGACUUAGUUAAGCAGCAUUCCAAAGUUGCUGAAGAAGCUGUGGCCGGUUGGGAGAAAGCGGAAAAUGAAGUGGCUGUACUAAAACAGCAGCUCGAGGCUGCAUUGCAGCAAAACAUGAACCUCGAAGUGCGUGCAAGCCAUCUUGAUGGGGCCCUCAAGGAAUGCGUACGCCAAUCGAGACAGUCGAAAAACGAGCAAGAAAAAAGAAUAUCCGAUGCCCUUCACGAAAAAAGCACUGAGUGGGAGUCCCACAAAACCGAGCUCGAGCAGCGAAUUCUCUCUCUAGAGAGAGAAAACACGUCCCUCAGACAAGAACUUGGGUCCUGUCUCAAGGAAUUAGAAAUCGUCACAAUCGAGAGGGAUUUAAGCACUCGAGCAGCUGAGUCGGCUAGUAAAUUGCAAUUGGAGAGCAUAAAAAAGAUCGCUAGGCUCGAGAGUGAGUGUCGAAAACUCCAAUCCAAUAUAUCUCGAAAAUCGCCCUCUCUUAGCAAUCACAUGUUCGAACAAAAUUGCUCGGAUUUCGACCCAGUGAAGAGCGAGAGGCACUCGCCCAAGAAUUUAGCUGUUGAAAUCGAUAUGAUGGAUGAUUUUCUUGAAAUGGAACGUCUUGUGGCCUUGCCCAAGCCCAAAAAAGACAAUCCAUUGAGGGGAGAGCUUGAGUUGAUGAGUAAACGAGUAGAUGAAUUGGAAAACGAGCUGAAAAGGGUAGAAAUGGAGAAGUUAGAACUUCAGAAUGCUUUGGAUGACAGUUUGGAUUGUUUGAAGGGUGCAGAGUGUAAAAUGAAGGAAGUUGAAAUAAAAUUGGAGGAGGUGGAAAAGGAGUUGAAGGCUGUGAAUGAGACGAAAGAGUUGCUAGAGUUUAAGCUUGUGGGUAUGGAAGCCGAGGCUAGGAAAUAUUCGACGAAUGUUGAGUCGUUAAGGGCCGAGGUUGAAGAGGAAAAGAAAUUAUCCAGAGAGUUAAGUGGCAAGUGUCGAGAAUUGGAGAGUGAACUAGCCAGGAGAAUCGAGGAGUUGGAGCUUGUGGAGAGUUUCAACUUGAAUGUUGAACCAAAAGUAAAGGAGGAGGAUAUAGCUGUAGCUGCUGAUAAGCUUGCCGAGUGCCAAAAGACAAUUGCGUCCUUAGGACGACAACUCGAGUCUCUUGCAACAUUGGAGGAUUUCUUGAUAGACACUUCAAAUAUAACCGGUUUCUCAAAGGCCCCAGACAAUGAAGGAGAUGCAUGGAGAUUAACAUCUAAAGAUUCUUUGUCAUUAACUAGUCGCGAUUUGGAUCAUCCAAGAAUGUCGAUGGGAAAUGAUGGUCAUGUUGCGAACCGAGACGAGGAUUUAUUACCAACUUCAUCUUCCAACAAUCAUAUUGUGGCUGCUAGAAAUGGUUUCGGGAAGUUUUUCUCUAGAAGUAGGAAUGUGAUUGAGCUUGGAAAUAGUCAAGAUUAGUUUUUUUUUUUUCUUCUCUUACUAUUUUUUUAGCUUUAUGGUAUAAAAAGGAAUAAUUUUAAGUUUGUGGGGGGAAUUGUUUUUUCGAAUUAUGUAUUAGUGUGUGGCUCUUCACACAUUGAAUUGUGCUGGUGUAGAAAGAUUUUUCAAGACAUUCAAACAAAAGAAGAAUUGCAAACUCAUGAGCAUUAUACUUUUCCCGCAUUCAGAUUACAAUUGAAUUUUUACAUUAGGGUGUUUUGUUUUA
This is a messenger RNA of Striga asiatica, 2895 nucleotides long. Lineage: Eukaryota; Viridiplantae; Streptophyta; Magnoliopsida; Lamiales; Orobanchaceae. The record is from the annotation of a GenBank genome assembly.